Messenger RNA from Tetrahymena thermophila SB210, 2043 nucleotides. RefSeq names its product von willebrand factor type A (vWA) domain was originally protein. The record is from RefSeq and is a predicted model, not a curated record. Gene Ontology annotation, biological process: intein-mediated protein splicing. The transcript has a single exon. Lineage: Eukaryota; Ciliophora; Oligohymenophorea; Hymenostomatida; Tetrahymenidae.
AUGGAAUCUGAAUUUGUAAAACCUAUUUCUCACUAGCUCACUGUUAAGGAAUCUAUCAAAGAUAAUAAAUUAAGAAUUUCCUUAAUUCCUCCUGCUUCUAUUAAAAGAAGGACUAACUCGAAUAUUUGCUGUGUUGUUGAUGUUUCUGGUUCUAUGGGAACUGAAGCAAAUUCAAAUAGCUCUGUGUCUUCAUCUGAAAAUUACUGUCUCAGUAUUUUAGAUAUCGUUUAACAUGCUCUUAAAAUGAUUGUAAACACUUUAACGCCUGAUGAUGAUUUAUCUCUUGUAGUGUUUAGUUCUAUGGCUAUAGAAGUUUUUGAUACACUAAGGAUGGAUGAUGCAAACAAGAUAUUAGCUAUUGAUAAAAUCGAAAAGCUAGAAGCAAGUGGUAGUACUAAUCUCUAGCAUGGUAUAUAAGUUGGAUUAAAUAUUCUAUCAAAAAGUAAAUCCUAAAAUAGAAAUUAAGCCAUGUAUGUCUUAACAGACGGAUAACCUGAUGAUAGAAAUGUAAUGUAAUUUUUAAAGAAAUACAAGAAAGAUAACCCUUAACUUAGAUGCACAAUAAGCACUUUUGGCUUUGGAAGUAGCUGUGAUAGUGAACUUCUUGAUGAAAUAGCUAGAGAAUAUAAUGGAAUGUAUUCAUUUAUUCCUGAUGCAACCUUAAUUGCAACAGCUUUUGCUAACGCCUUAGCAAAUACACUUACUGUCUUUGCCAACUAUGUCUAAUUAAGAGUAAAAUCUCUUAACUCUUUUAAGUUUAAUGUCCCUCCUUAACAGCCAAUUUCUUCAAAAUCAAUAUCAAAAUAAUAGGAUGUAAUAAUCUAUGGAGGAGUAGUUAACAUCCAAUAAAAUAGAGAUUAUAUUCUUGAUAUUUUAGAAAUGCCUUAAGAUGAAAAUCUACCAUACGCUCAAGUAGAAGUUAUUUAUUAAGAAAGCUUUAGAAGCGAUAAGUAAAAGAAUGAAAAAAUUGAAGACAAAAUAGUUAUGGCAACUUUAAAUUCUAGAGAAUAUGAAUAAGACUUUGAUAAUCACAUUUACAGGUAUAAAGUGAUAAGUGCAAUCGAUGAAAGUAUUAAGUCUUACAAAAAAAACUAAUAGAGUAGUGAUAUAAAAAAUAGACUAAUGAAUCUAAUAGAAAAAAUGGAAGAGAUUCAUGAUUAAAAUGAUAGGCAUUUUGAUGGUAUCUAUAAAGAUUUAGUAAGAACAGUCAGCGAAGCUUUUAAGGAUGCCAAAACAUUUACUAGUUGGGGUGAGCAUUAUUUAACAUCUCUGUUGAGAGCCCAUUUAAUUUAAUAAUGCAAUACUUUUAAAGACCCAGGUGUUUAACAUUACGGUAAAGAUACCUUCAAAGAAAUAAGAGCAGUUGCUGAUGAAACCUUUGUGAAAAUGCCUCCUCCUAAACCAUAUUCUAGAGCAAAUUAUUACGAUUAAAUUUAAUAGGCGAGCUAAACUGUCUAAGUAUCUUAAUAAUCGAAUUAAAGUUCUUCAUCUUAUAGUAGUGCUUAUAACAUGAAUGACUAUCAUAAUUAUAGCUCUGGAGGUUGCAUGCAUGGUGAUUCACUAGUAUAGCUUUCUGAUUCAUCCUUUAAAAUGGUAAAAGAAGUUAAAAAAGGAGAUAAAGUUAUUUGUCCUUUACUUGAAAACUAGUGUGUUGAAGUCGAAUGCGUUGUAUUAUCUAAAUGUGAAGACGGAACAAAAGAAUUUGUAUAGCUAGGUACUGAUCUAUGGAUUACUCCAAAGCAUCCUAUUAGAGUUAAUGGAGAAUGGAAAUAUCCAAAAGAGUUAGGUCAAACUGUAGUAAAGACAUCAGAUUACAUUUACUAGUUUGUACUUAAAACCGGUCAUACUAUGAAUAUUGGUGGUUAUGAAUGUAUAUGUUUGGGUCAUAACUUUUAAGAAAGAGUUGCUUAUCAUCCUUAUCUUGGCUCUUAGGCAGUAGUUGAAGAUUUAAAAUAAAUGAAAGGUUGGAAAGAAGGCAAAGUCAUCAUUAGAUCUAGAGUAAGAGAUUAGAUUACUAAUCAAGUUAAAGCUUUUAUACAGUGA